This is a messenger RNA of Colletotrichum graminicola M1.001, 1107 nucleotides long. Its product is annotated as HhH-GPD superfamily base excision DNA repair protein. NCBI's taxonomy places the organism in Eukaryota, Fungi, Ascomycota, Sordariomycetes, Glomerellales, Glomerellaceae. The record is from RefSeq and is a predicted model, not a curated record. The transcript has a single exon. Gene Ontology annotation, molecular function: alkylated DNA binding; DNA-7-methylguanine glycosylase activity; DNA-3-methyladenine glycosylase activity. Bases 1 to 1107 code for a protein of 368 amino acids. Gene Ontology annotation, cellular component: protein-DNA complex; nucleus. Gene Ontology annotation, biological process: base-excision repair; DNA alkylation repair; base-excision repair, AP site formation.
AUGGCUACCCGGCGGUCAGCGCGUCUGGGCGCCCAAGCACACACCGAUAUCGCACCUCCGCCGAUUGCACCAACCACAAAGAGCCGGAAGAGAAAAUCCCCGCCAGGACCUACGCUCGCCGACCCGGUGCCGUCUUCGGACCCUGUUACGCCGCCGAGAAAACGGGGCCCGAAGGUUACAGCAAUCACCCCGAUCCCUCCGCCAGUCACGCCUACUCCGAGCGCCGUCGGCAUCAUCGCUGAACGGGCAAACAGCACAGCAAAGCCCAAGGCCAAGGCCAUCAACCGCCUCGCCGAUCCGAAGUUGACCAACGCCCCCAUCAUUUCGCCCGAGACCUCACGUGUCAUCGCUUCUCAUCCUACCGACCACGUGUCGCCGUCUAAACUAUCCGCGGAACCCGGAAAACGCACGACGACUGCCAACAUUCUCGAGGAGGCGUGUCGCCAUCUCAUAAAGGUGGACCCGCGAAUGAAGCCCCUCAUCGAAAAGAACCACUGCCGCGUAUUUUCACCCGAGGGCCUCGCCGACAAAGUCGAUCCCUUCGAGAGCCUCUGCAGCGGCAUCAUCUCCCAGCAGGUCUCCGGCGCCGCCGCGAGGUCCAUCAAGAAUAAGUUUGUCGCUCUCUUCACAGAGAGAGAGGGCGAACCGAAAACGUUUCCUCACCCCUCAGAGGUGGCCGCCGCUCCCAUCGAGCGCCUCCGCACUGCCGGCCUGUCGCAGCGCAAGGCUGAGUACAUCAAAGGCCUGGCCGAGAAGUUCUCGAGCGGCGAGUUGAGCGCUCAGAUGCUGGCAGAGGCUCCUUAUGAAGAGGUUCGUGACAAGCUCAUCGCGGUGAGGGGGCUGGGGCUUUGGUCCGUCGAGAUGUUCGCCUGUUUCGGGCUGAAGAGGAUGGACGUGUUCUCGCUGGGAGACCUCGGGGUGCAGAGAGGCAUGGCAGCCUUUGCCGGACGGGAUGUGGCCAAGCUCAAGGCCAAGGGAGGAGGCAAAUGGAAGUAUAUGUCUGAGAAGGACAUGACCGAGAUGGCGAGCAAAUUCGUGCCAUAUCGUAGCGUCUUCAUGUGGUAUAUGUGGAGGGUCGAGGAAACCGAUAUAAGCAUGCUGGAAUAA